UAUUCCUCGCAAUGAAAUGUUUAGUCGCUAUGUAAACCAGUCAUUUCGGGAAAUACUGGCAAUAUGGAGUAUUACACCGCAUAGACAUUUCCAGAACACCCUCUCAGAGGUCAAGUCCAUCCAGUUGCCGAGCAAAAUGGUCCUCAACGCGCUAGCGGGCCAAUAUAACCAAAAGCUCAAUCUUAUUGCUGAAAUAGCCAAAGUAAAGAUUUCCAAAAAGAGUGGUAAAGAUACAUCUAUCGAACUCAAAGGGGGAGCCGCUGCCUUGGAUAAGGCUACGGCCUUGAUCGAAGCAAGGUUAGAGCUGUUGAAGAACUGCAGUCAGACGUUGGAGUUGACGUCAGCGACUAUUCGCAGCCUCUUGGGUGGCAAAAAUAUUAUUGCAGGGAUUGAGAUCGCCACCGAUACAAACAUCAGCGUUGCAGCGCCCGUGACUGACGGCCGCCAGGUGCUCUACAUCUUUGCCGACGAUGAAAGCAAGGCACACAAGGCCAAAAAACGCUUGUUAGAGGGAGCCGCACUGUUAGUUGUCUCUGUUAUCAAGUCCGACCGCUCUCCAGUGUUGUUUCGGGCAUUUCUGGCUGAAAUUGAAGGAAUUAAAGCCUCCCAUAAGGUAACAAUUACCACUGACGGGCUGAUAUUGGUGAUGGGAGCUUCCCAGACGGGAGUUGAUGCCGCCAGGGACAAAAUAAUUGCUCUCUUGAGAAUUUUGGAGGCCAAAACAAUCGCGUUUAAGGUGGAAUCAGACUUAGCGGUGGUGAUUGCUACGUCAAAGGGAGUUCUUGCCGCACUUGAAAAGAAAUACGCCGCAGUGGUGUCCAUGAAUCGCUCCCACACCGUCACGGAAGUGACUAUCUACUCUCCAGAUGCCCUCCAGUGCCAGGCUGAGUUUCAAUCGCUCUUGGAUUUGUUGAAAGCCUCCUCAAAACAGAUACACAUCCCCAGUGAACUAUCCCACGCUAUUUACCCCCGUUUAGCCGCUAUUGAACGGAAAACCAAGAGUAUCCUCAAGAUGAGAGGCACCGAGCGCGUACAGCUCCACAUCUACGCGCUUGAUCCAUCACAUGUCCAAGGGGCUUAUGGUUUAGUAACCAGUGUUGUCCAGCAGCUAGCAGACUCAAGUGUUUACGUGGCUUUUGACCCGGCGUAUUUCCAUAUGAUAUUGCGAAAUCUCUCAUGGUUUGAAAGCAUCCAGAAUACAAACAUCAAUCUAUCAAAGACGAAGGACCUGUUGCGUAUAUAUUCCACCGUCGGGGAUAUCUCAGAAACAGUAACAUACGUGGAGGAGUAUGGAAGAAAACUCUCUGAACAUUCCAGAAAGCUACAAGUCCACCAUGAAUCAUUUCUCAAGUUUGCCGGUAAGGGUUUCCUGCGGGUGAAUGAUCUAGAAAGAGACUACAACGUCAAAGUGAACUACAAAAAGGAACGGAACAAACCAUGGAGUCUGCCUUCUGGUAACGGCGAGUUUGGGGAGGUGCAUGUCAUUGGCGAUAGCGCUUCUCAGGUUCAAAGCGCCCUCGAAAAGAUUCACGCCUGCUUGGCUCCGAUUUUUGAGAAGCUGAAGUACACGGUUUAUCGGGAGUUUCGGUUCUGUGAGGAAAAUUUGCCAUACGAACUGUUAUUUCGGCACCAGAAGUUCCGCUACUUGCUAGACAGGAUCGAAAAAUCGAACCAGUCUCUCGUUAAACGAAUUGGUGCAUCUUAUUCCAUCCUGAGCACUUCGGAGAGUCACAUGGAUCGCUGCUUGGAUGCCAUAGAAGAUAUGUUUUCUAAGUAUGCCACUAAUAUGGAGUCACUUCAAGUUCCUCGAAACGUCUUUUCGGAUCCGGACUAUUCCCUGUUAAUGCGCAGGAUCGAGAGAAAUAACAAUUGUGUUCUUAUACCACGAGAACAGGAGAUUUCGCCGUCUUUUGUGACACUAGAAGUGUACCAUAAAGACUGUUUUCAGGUCUUGGUGGCGAUGGACAAGCUCCGAAGUUAUGUCAAAUUGAAAGAGGAGACGCGGGCUGUUGGAAAGACACACACCUUGACCCUCCAGAACCUUUUGCUUCCUCUCUUGACCCAUGAUGGGGACACCAAGUUGCGGCAAUUGGAAAAGCUAGCCGGUGUCAGUGCUUCUUCGGGUGAGGGGUGUAAGUUUAGGAUCUACCGUUUUAGCAAGACCAAGACCCAAACAGGUAACUUCAUACUCGAGAUAAGCGCACCAGAUGAUGAACGGCUAUCGAAGGCGGUCCAUAUUCUUGAAAAGUUUCGCAUGACAUACACUUCAGGCGAAAAAAAUGUUAUAGGCUCCACCAUUUCGCAGGACCGAUACAAUUACUUUCGGUCAAACCGAGUCACCCCAACCGGUUGUUUAUCGCUUUAUAAUCUCCGCAGUGUGGAACAAGAAACUGGGGCUACAAUUUACAUUGAUGACCACCCGAACCAUCGAGAAUACUUGGUCACAGUGAUGGGUGGGGAGCGUGCCGAAGAGGCGUUGAAUGCAGUGAAAGGGGCUACAUAGGGAGGCCUGACAUAUACUAAGGUUAUGACCAGUCCACCGGAUUUUCGGCCAAUUUUCAUCUCCAUGCCUUUCCAUCUUCACAAGUCCCAGCUCCUCUCAUACUACAUAAAUAAGAUCUCGGUAUAUAUUAAUAGAAUCUCAGUACGUA
Molecule: messenger RNA, 2651 nt
Organism: Babjeviella inositovora NRRL Y-12698
Lineage: Eukaryota; Fungi; Ascomycota; Pichiomycetes; Serinales
Exons: 1
Coding region: 17-2503 (828 amino acids)
Source: RefSeq, a predicted model, not a curated record